CAUGCGAGAGGAUGUCAUAGUGAAACAUAGGACCUGUUAACGGUAUUACCAGAAUUGCAUCGUGCCAGUUGGGUGUGAAUAUGCGAGUUAAUGUGUUAGUUAGUGUAUGCAAGAGCUUGUUGAGGUGAGUUUGGAAGCUGGAGCUACGUGAAGAGGGCAAAGGGUGAAGAUAGAAAAGAAAAAAGAUUGUGCUCAAAAUGAAGACUCUGCUUUGGAUUGUGUGGAGCUGCUGGCUUCUUAUUCUUACAGGGGCAUCCGAAGCUGAACGGAGACUUCUGGAGUAUUUGUUUCGUGAUUACAACCUGAAGGUACGUCCGGCACAAAACUGGAACCAGAGAGUGAUGGUCCGUGUGGGAAUGACUUUGGUUCAGCUCAUCAGCUUGAAUGAGAAGAAUGAGGAGAUGACAACCAAUGUGUUCAUGAAUAUGGAAUGGACUGAUUACAGGUUAUCAUGGGAUCCAAAAGAGUAUGACAAUAUUGAUGUUGUAAGAAUUCCACCCAUAAAAGUGUGGCGUCCAGACAUCUACCUUAUUAACAACAAUGAUGGGCAGUUUGAUGUUGCCCUGUAUGUAAACGUGCUUGUGAACAGUAGUGGAACUGUCUCUUGGUAUCCGCCAGCCAUCUACCGCAGCACAUGUUCAAUACAGGUGGCAUAUUUCCCAUUUGACUGGCAGAAUUGCACAAUGGUUUUUCGCUCUUACACAUAUGAUUCCUCAGAGGUGGACCUUCAGUAUGGUCUAGAUGAAGAUGGCAAAGAGAUUCAUGAGAUUGUGAUUGAUGAGAAUGCGUUCACUGAGAAUGGUGAGUGGCAGAUUUGUCAUAAGCCCACCAGAAAGAACGUCGAUGAUGACCUCUAUGAAGACAUCACUUUCUAUCUGAUUAUCGAGAGAAAACCUCUGUUCUACGUUAUUAACAUCAUUGUGCCCUGCAUCCUCACCAGCGUGCUGGCCAUAUUUGUCUUCUAUCUGCCUCCUGGUGCAGGUGAGAAGAUGACUCUGUCCAUCUCGGUCCUCAUUGCUCUCACUGUUUUCAUGCUGCUGUUGGCUGACAAGGUUCCAGAAACUUCUCUCGGCAUUCCUAUUAUCGUUAACUACGUCAUGUUCACCAUGAUCCUGGUGACGUUCUCAGUCAUUCUUAGCGUGGUGGUCCUUAACCUCCACCACAGGACACCGAAUACGCACCACAUGCCCCCAUGGGUGCGAAAGGUUUUUAUAAACUUCCUCCCUCAGUACCUGGGUAUGCUGAGGCCCCAGUCUAAAGAACCAGUGGAGGAAGAACCCAAAGAAACCUUACCUUCAAGAUGUUUGGACCAAGGUCUCAGACCUGGAGGUGAAUACUUUAUCCGAAAGAUCAACCCAGCACUGGUAAUGCCAUGGAGAGGAUGUCAUAAUGAGAGCACUGUGAAGUUACAAAGAUUUUCCAACAGUGACAGCUACUGUCUCAUUCUGCCACCCAAUCUCAAAUCAGCCAUCGCUGCCAUCACUUACAUGGCUGAACAACUGAAAAAACAAGAUGUGGAUGAUACUAUGACAGAUGACUGGCAGUACAUUGCUGUAGUGUUGGACCGUCUCUUCCUCUGGCUCUUUGUUAUCAUCACAACACUGGGCACACUGGCAAUGUUUCUGGAUGCAAGUUUUAACUACACUCCUGACCAACCAUUUCCCUGAGCAAAACUCAAACUAAAACCAUGCAGCCAGCCACUGUAGAAAUCAACUCGCAGGAAACAGUGGGACUGUAGUUUCUAUGGAUUGACACAAGAGGGCAUUAGAGAAAUAUAUAUUUACCUUUCUUUCUUUCUUUCUUUCUUUCUUUCUUUCUUUCUUUCUUUCUUUCUUUCUUUCUUUCUUUCUUUCUUUCUUUCUUUCUUUCUUUCUUGCCAUCAACUUGUAAAACGCUUUAAAGACAUUUAUCUGUUUACUCAUCUCUUAAUAAUUAAGUUUAUUGUUUUUUCAUCAUUCAACUUGUAGCCUUUUACAUAUUGUUGAUUUAUCAUUUUUUGUUUGUAAAUUUUGUAAAUUGUUUUCUGUAGAAAAUUAAGCUUCACAGUUAAGCUUCCCUAAUUUUCACUUUGUUCAACAAAAAUUUGCCAUUAACGUCCCAACGUCAGUGAGAUCAUCUUCUUGAGUAGUAUACGAAUACAUCCCCUGAUGUUUUGUUGUUAGGAGGAAUUCUCAAAUCAUACUGCAAAUAUUUUUUUCUACACUCUCAGAAAUAAAGAUACAAAAGCUGUCGCGGUACCCUUUCAAAAAGUAGACAUUUGUACCUAAAGAGUGCAUACUAAAACCUCAAAGCUGCCGAAUGGUACCAAAUUAAUAAAUACAUAUUAGGACCUUUUUAAAGGGUACUAUAGCUUUUGUACCUUAAAGGGAUAGUUCACCCCAAAAUGAAAAUUCUGUCAUCAUUUACUCACUCUCAUGUUGUCACAAACCUGUAAUAUAUUUCUUUGUUCUGAUAAACUCAAAUAUUUUGAGGAAACGGCUUGUGAGCCCCAUUCACGUCCACAGUAUUUUUUAUCCUACUAUGGAAGUGAAUGGGUCUCACAAACGGUUUGGGUACAAACAUUCCCCAAAAUAUCUUCCUUUGUGUUUAUCAAAACAAAGAAAUGUAUACAGGUUUGUAACAACAUGAGACUGUAUGAAACUUCAUUGUAUGAAAAUAUUGUUAUUAAAAUAGCAGGGUCCAUUGCAUGCCUUGUGUUUAAUGGGUGUGUCUGUCAGCGGGGGUUUGUUAGAUCCUUCCUGGAUUUGACUCAUCAUGAAGCCAUUAGGAUAUGAAUUCUGACAACUCAAUGCUUAUCCAAAGUUAAUGAACGGAUGCCUGUAAUCUCAAAACUUUACUACAAGUCGUUUUUGGCAUAAGUGUCCUUGACUGACCAGAAUUGUAACAUGAAAAUAAACUUUCUAUC
Molecule: messenger RNA, 2905 nt
Organism: Paramisgurnus dabryanus
Lineage: Eukaryota; Metazoa; Chordata; Actinopteri; Cypriniformes; Cobitidae
Gene: chrnb1l
Product: cholinergic receptor, nicotinic, beta 1 (muscle) like
Biological process (GO): monoatomic ion transmembrane transport
Cellular component (GO): postsynaptic membrane
Molecular function (GO): acetylcholine-gated monoatomic cation-selective channel activity; transmembrane signaling receptor activity
Source: RefSeq, a predicted model, not a curated record